UUCCGGAACUUGGCAUUCAGUUCCUAGUUGCUGGGGAGACAUUAAGUCGUGCGCUAUAUUUCUAUUGCUAUGGAGACUGAUCAGGAAGAAAGUACAGCCGGCGUGAGUCCCGGGAACCGGGAAUGGGAGGAGCCAUGGAUUCUGGAACAUCCGCGGUUUAAGGAAAUGAUGGCUAUGGAUGUAGCAGACCAUGCACAAGUAUAUGCAGCAUUUUUGGUAUAUAUGGAUCUUUUGGAAGUGAGAAACUGGCAGGACCUGCAGAUUCAUGGCUCAUCAGAACUUCAUUUUAUCUACUUACAUGGUCUGGAGAAAGAAGGUUGUAUUCCGCAGUUGAUAAUACCAACUCCAGUAUCCAUGUCGUACAGUCAUGAGAGGAUCCAGCAGUUUCUAAAACUGAAUUGCACUUUGGAAGAAGCUCAAUCGGUGUCAAGUAUUCUUUUAGCUAUUGUUGAAUCUGAUUCAACAGUUGUGUACUACAAACUAACUGAUGGAUUUGUGAUACCAGAUCCACCGGAUUUUAUAGAGGAUAUGGACAGCAAACAGUGGAGGAAGAAGAGACAGAGACAAUUAAGAUAGGAAAACAUUCUUUCGUAUUACAGAUGUUAUCUGUAUGUGAUGGUAUAGAUAUUGUUCUAUGAACAGUGUUGUAUGGCCUUAAUUAUCCAUGUAUUGGGGCAAUUAAAUGUUAGAACGCA
This is a messenger RNA of Xenopus laevis (African clawed frog), 695 nucleotides long. It is a transcript of the gene tsen15.S, whose product is annotated as tRNA splicing endonuclease subunit 15 S homeolog. The coding region runs from base 70 to 576 and encodes 168 amino acids. The record is from RefSeq and is a predicted model, not a curated record. Gene Ontology annotation, molecular function: nucleic acid binding. The transcript is spliced from 4 exons. NCBI's taxonomy places the organism in Eukaryota, Metazoa, Chordata, Amphibia, Anura, Pipidae. Gene Ontology annotation, biological process: tRNA splicing, via endonucleolytic cleavage and ligation.